CACGGUCACAAUGGGAGACACGGUCACAAUGGGAGACACGGUCACAAUGGGAGACACGGUCACAAUGGGAGACACGGUCACAAUGGGAACACGGUCACAAUGGGAACACGGUCACAAUGGGAGACACGGUCACAAUGGGAGACACGGUCACAAUGGGAGACACGGUCACAAUGGGAGACACGGUCACAAUGGGAGACACGGUCACAAUGGGGAAAGCUGAGCUGACUACACUGACUGUGCCAGUGUCAGACUCUACUAAGCUGGCAGGCUGGCUAACAGUACAGCUGUAGAGUAGUGCUGCUGUAGAAUGACAUGGGAAAGGAGAGCCUAACUCAUGAGAAGUACUGUAAUACGAUAAAUGAUACAUGCUGUACUAGCAGGGAUCAUGAUGUUAGAUACACAUUCCUCAUAACUGUAACUCCUGACUGACGAGCAGCAAGCAGAGCUUGUGAUGAUAGAAUAGGACAAGUAAAAUAGGACAAGUCGAGUACCAUAUGUUAGUAGUAAAAAAGAGAUCAGCUCUAACACAAUCAGAUUUAACGUUUUCUGAUGUUAUUUAUGUGUUGAGGUCAGACAUAGCAGGAAACACGGUCAGUAUGUCUCCAUGCCUGUUUGUGUGUAUGCUUGUGCGUGCACACGUGUGUGCGUGUGUAUGUGUGUUUGGGCAGCAGCAGAGAGAGCAGAUGGUGGGAGUAGUGACACAUGCCCUGACAGAGAGGCUAUAGAACCCUGAGUUCAACCCCCUCCACCGCCUUAAAAGGACUCGAGCGACCCCUGACCUUCAGGAAAGCCUUUUGAUUGGAGGAAACAGAUUGUAGGAGACAAUGCAAAGUGGUCAGUGAGAGAGAAGAAGGGGAAGAGAGAGAAGGGGAGGGGGCCUAUCCCUCUCCUCCCUCCCUCCCUCCCUCCCUCCUAGAGAAUUCGGACUCAAGCAGUGUCACAACAAGUCUGUAGCUAACAGGGAACUAUUUUCCAACGGGGAGUGGAGGAAUGGAACAUGGUUAGUCUCUGUUGUAUUCUGUUCCAGAUCCGAAAUGACUUCAUUCAGCCUGCUGCCGACCACAGGAGUUUAAACAGAGCUCACACUGCUGCCUUACUUAUAGAGCACAUAGACAGAGAGAGGAGAGAAAGAGGGAGGAGAGAGAGUAAGAGGGGAGAAAGGAGCAGUGAGAGAGUGAGAGAGUGUGGGGAGAGAAAAGACAGUUCUCUCAUUUAAAAGAGUCUCUCAUUUGUGCCGGGAGGGAGGCAGACAGUCUUCAGCUCCACAUGGACAAGAUCAGCUGAACCACAGGAGACAAAGGAAGGUGAUUCAGGAGAAGAAAAGAUAAGUCAAGUUUAGAGUUUUAGAGAGAAAAGAGAGAGAGAGGAGAGAGGAGCGAGGGAGGGAGAGAGAGAGAGAGGAGAGAGAGAGAGGGAGAGAGAGAGAGAGGAGACAGAGAGAGAGAGAGGAGACAGAGAGAGAGACUGAGUGAGCAUAGAGAGGGAGGAGAGAAGAGCGAGGGAGAGAGAGGAGAGUGCGAGAGAGAGCGAGAAAAGAUCUGUUUAGCAGACAGACAGAGAGAGCUGUGGCAGUGUACAGCUCUGUUUUUCUCCAGACAGACAAAGUGGGAUUGUCCUCUGAAAGUCUCUUCAUCAUGACUACUUCUCUUGAUGUCUUUUUUUGCCUGUCUCUUUUGGGAUGUCUCUUUUUGCGUGUCUCUUUUUGGAUGUCUCUGUUUACCUGUCUCUUUUUGUCUGUCUCUUUUUGCCUGUAUCUUUUUGGAUGUCUCUUUUUGCCUGUCUCUUUUUGUCUGUAUCUUUUUGUCUGUAUCUUUUUGCCUGUCUCUUUUUGCCUGUCUCUUUUUGCCUGUCUCUUUUGGGAUGUCUCUUUUUGCUUGUCUCUUUUUGCCUGUCUCUUUUUGGAUGUCUAUUUUUGCCUGUCUCUUUUUGGAUGUCUCUUUUUGCCUGUCUCAUUUUGCCUCUCUUUUUGGAUGUCUCUUUUUGCCUGUCUCUUUUUGGAUGUCUCUUUUUGCUUGUCUCUUUAUGCCUGUCUCUUUUUGGAUGUCUCUGUUUGGAUUUCUCUUUUUGCCUGUCUCUUUUUGGAUGUCUCUUUUUGCCUGUCUCUUUUUGCCUGUCUCUUUUUGCCUGUAUCUUUUUUGAUGUCUCUUUUUGGAUGUCUCUUUUUGGAUGUCUCUUUUUGGAUGUCUCUGUUGACCUGUCUCUUUUUGCCUGUAUCUUUUUGGAUGUCUCUUUUUGCCUGUCUCUUUUUGGAUAUCUCUUUUUGCUUGUCUCUUUUUGCCUGUCUCUUUUUGCUUGUCUCUUUUUGCUUGUCUCUUUUUGGAUGUCUCUUUUUGCCUGUAUCUUUUUGGAAGUCUCUUUUUGCUUGUCUCUUUUUGGAUGUAUCUUUUUUGAUGUCUCUUUUUCCCUGUCUCUUUUUCCCUGUCUCUUUUUGGAUGUCUCUUUUUGGAUGUCUCUGUUGACCUGUCUCUUUUUGGAUGUCUCUUUUUGGAUGUCUCUGUUGACCUGUCUCUUUUUGCCUGUCUCUUUUUGGAUGUCUCUUUUUGCCUGUCUCUUUUUGGAAGUCUCUUUUUGCCUGUCUCUUUUUGGAUGUCUCUUUUUGCCUGUAUCUUUUUGGAUGUCUCUUUUUGGAUGUCUCUUUUUGGAUGUCUCUGUUUACCUGUUUCUUUUUGCCUGUCUCUUUUUGGAUGUCUCUGUUUACCUGUCUCUUUUUGGAUGUCUAUUUUUGCCUGUCUCUUUUUGCCUGUCUCUUUUUGGAUGUCUCUGUUUACCUGUCUCUUUUUGCCUGUCUCUUUUUGGAUGUCUCUUUUUGCUUGUCUCUUUAUGCCUGUCUUUUUUUGCCUGUCUCUUUUUGGAUGUCUCUUUUUGCCUGUCUCUUUUUGGAUGUCUCUUUUUGCCUGUCUCUUUUUGCCUGUAUCUUUUUGGAUGUCUCUUUUUACCUGUCUCUUUUUGGAUGUCUCUUUUUGGAUGUCUCUUUUUGGAUGUCUCUUUUUGGAUGUCUCUGUUUACCUGUCUCUUUUUACCUGUCUCUUUUUGCCUGUCUCUUUUUGCCUGUCUCUUUUUGCCUGUCUCUUUUUGCCUGUCUCUUUUUGGAUGUCUCUUUUUACCUGUCUUUUGGUUUCUUUAGUUUGACUGUCUUCUGCUUUAUCUUUUUAAGUCUUUCCUUUUCCGUCAUUCCUUCUCUGUGUUUAUCUAGUGUUAUCUCAAUCCAUCCUGAGGUUCUGUGAGACCACGUUUCCCUCUCUGAGGUAGAUCAUCAACUUGUCUCUCGCUCUUUCCUGGAGACCUCUG
This is a messenger RNA of Salvelinus fontinalis (brook trout), 3288 nucleotides long. RefSeq lists its product as uncharacterized. The record is from RefSeq and is a predicted model, not a curated record. Lineage: Eukaryota; Metazoa; Chordata; Actinopteri; Salmoniformes; Salmonidae. The transcript has 2 exons. Bases 1679 to 3124 code for a protein of 481 amino acids.